AUGCGCGAUGGCCGUGGCUACAUGCGACAAAUAGAGUACGGAGGACGAGGCCCUCGCAGGCGAACCAUCAACAACUACGACUUGAUCGAGGAGGACGAGACCGCAUCGGUUGAUGGAGGUGAUUACGAUUUAUACGGUCAUGGAGACAGCACGGUGGCAUAUGCGGUUCAGCUUGCCAUGCGGGACAAGGAGGAUCAACUGGUGGAAACUGCACUGGAGCGCAUUCGUCGCGCGCAAGUGUUGGGCAAGAAGAAUGUUCGUUUAUCCCAGCCCGAGCUGGAUGCCCUGGAGCGCAAGCGUCAACAAACAGAGGACCCGAGCGGCGCUCGGCGUGUCAGACAAGCCGGUGCUUCAAUGACGAUCAAGCCGCCAUCGAAGCGCAAAAAUAAGAAGCCCCAGGGGCCGCCCGAGCAGGCAAUGGCACCUUAUCCAUACACGCCGAUCGAACCGGGGUGGGGUCAAGGGUUCGGUGCAGCUCCCGGUCGACCAUCGAGCUCGUCUUCUGCUCAUCGUCCUCGAACACCAACUACCCAGUCCUUGCGCCCACAACAAUCGAACUCGCCUCUUCGGCCGACGUAUCCCCCUUUCACGGAACGAUUCACUCCGAACGGUCGUCCGCUGUCGAUGCCGGUGCAUCAGCAGCCGCAGCAUCAGCAGCAGCCGCCGCCCCCACUCCCGCCGCAGCAGCCUGCCUACUCACGGCCUCUUCCUGAUGAUCCCUCGUGGGCGCCGCCAUAUUAUCACCCCACGCAGAUGAAUCCCUACGCAUCGGAACAGCCGCCGUACCAACCGCAGCUACCUAGCGAUCUUCGAGUCGGGCCACAGGGUCGGAUGAGCUACCCAGCGGGGAUGUCGCCGAUCCAAGCUCAGUACCGACAGUCUCCGGAUAAUGCGCGUCAAUCCAUGGGUGCGCCGCACCCACGGGGCGGUCGGCCUGAUCCGGAUUCGGAUUCGGAGAUCUCUAGUGAUGAAGAGGAAGAGACAGAAAGCAGUAGCAGCGAGGAAGAGGAGGAUGAAGUCCAAGUGGUGAAAGUUGUGGAACGUCCCAACCCAGCCGGUUUCCAGCGACGCAAAGUUUCCGGAGGCAGCAGUCGGGCUGGACACAGUAGUCGACCUUCAUCGCGGAGGAGUCGGUGA
Penicillium waksmanii is the source of this 1137-nucleotide messenger RNA. RefSeq lists its product as uncharacterized. The transcript has a single exon. NCBI's taxonomy places the organism in Eukaryota, Fungi, Ascomycota, Eurotiomycetes, Eurotiales, Aspergillaceae. Bases 1 to 1137 code for a protein of 378 amino acids. The record is from RefSeq and is a predicted model, not a curated record.